Symbiodinium natans is the source of this 1920-nucleotide messenger RNA. The record is from the annotation of a GenBank genome assembly. NCBI's taxonomy places the organism in Eukaryota, Dinophyceae, Suessiales, Symbiodiniaceae.
AUGGCCUCUAGCUCCUCGUGCUACAGCCAUGCCAAGGAAGCUUUUGUGGAUCUGUCCUCGAAGGGAUAUAGACCACUGCUCCGACACUUGCCAGACCAUUGCUUCCGAGACGUACAUUGGACAUACAAAAGGCCAGCUCGUGCCAAGAUUGAGUUCAAUGGGGAUGCGCGUGGACACGGCUGGGAGUUGGGACGGACAGACCAGUCACCUGAAUGGCUGCAGAUACAUAUAGGGGACGUCAAUGUUUCGGAUUUCUCGUUCCACAAAGCUUUGUUCUGCGCAGGAUCUGCCAGCCGUGCUUCAUGUGUGGCCCGAGUGAGGAUCCAAGCAGCACAUGUGGACGAUCGGAGGCGGCAUAACUGGAACAUGGGGACCACGCAGGAAGCAGAGAUGGAGCUCUCCCCGGCGAAAGAACGGCCAGGGGAUGAAGGAGCUUUGUGGCGUGUCUUCGAUCUUCCCAACGAAUUUCGAGGCAACGCCAUUCGCAUUUCUGUGGAGACGAGCUGUGAGUGCGCUCUGAAAAUUGAAGUGUUCUACAAGCCGACGGUGCCCUCAUGCUACCUCUCGGCCUUGCAAGCUUCAGACGAUUUGUGCUGGAAGGGGUGCCGAGCAGUAAUCCGCGAUUUGCCAGAUGCUAGCUUCCGAGCCAGCAGCAGGUAUGAAAGCGGUUACCAUUUUGAUGGACCACGUGCCAAGAUCAUCCCGAAAGAAGGCCAGAUUCAUUGUGAUGGGACUGGCUGGGAGUGGGAAUGGAGCUACCAGGCGCCUCACUGGCUGCAAGUCUCCUUGGGCCGUGUUGUUCAGGUGAGCGCACUUCUGUUUGGCGCUGGCGCACACCUGCACGUCCGUGCCCACGCAGUGCCUCGCGUGAAAUUUCAAAUGGCCACUUUGGUGCCCGGCCAGGAGUGGGACAGGGAGCGAGUCGUGGAUGAGGCGGAGAUUGAGAUUUACUCAUCUGAAGAACGGCCUUACGAAGAAGGAACAUGUUGGCGGGUGUUCGAUCUUCCCAGAGUAUUUCGGGGCAAUGAGGUUCGUAUGCUUGUGGAGAGAGACUGUACGUGUGCUCUGAAGUUCGAGCUGUUCGAGAGACCAACAGAUGGCAUGUUGUCUUCAAACGACGCUUCCGAGAAGCCAACAGGCGCCAUCGGCGCCAUCUUGUCUGCAAGGCAUGCAUCAGGUCUCACAGACGAGAGGCCCACCUACAAACCUUUACGUGACUUUGUUCGGGACUUUGUGAGAAGGAAGACAUGCUCGGAGUACUUGUUACAGGAUGCCCGACCCGCCUUCUGCCGAUUGCAGCCCGGCUCGGAAAGGUGGUUGCAAAAAGUUUGUGACGAGGCGGCGAUGGUCACGCAAAGCAAGCUUGGAGCAGGGGUGCAAGCUCCCGGCGAUGAUCCGGCUCAUGCUUUUGCAAUUGUCUGCUACACCUUGGACAUGGAUCAGUUCGGUGCCGCAAAGGGAGAGAAUUUCUUCGCGGUUUACAACAAAAUUCUGCAGGAGCGUAAUUCUGAGCUAUUGGAGAUGGUUGCGGGCUACUCCCACUUCUUUCUUGGUGGCCUGCAUGCAUUGCCCCCACUCCCGGAGCAGACCUUAUACAGAGGCCUUCCAACCGACCUGCUGCCGCUCAUCAUGAAACAUUAUGAAACCGGAGUUCAAAUCCAUUGGAGUGGUAUAACAAGUACAUCCACCUCAAGGGAGGUGGCCUUAAAGUUUGCAGGCUCCAAGGGCAUCUUGAUGGCCAUCACUGCCAUCUCUGCGCGUAGCAUUCAGGAUUUGUCUGUCUUCGGAGAGCUGGAGCGCGAAGCGCUCCUUCUGCCCAAUUGGAAUGGAUUUGUUGCACGCGGCCCGACCGAAGGAGCCGAUGGACUUUGGACCGUAGACAUUGUUGAGAUUCGACACAAGGCGAAGUAUGUUUUCUAA